Molecule: messenger RNA, 529 nt
Organism: Apaloderma vittatum (bar-tailed trogon)
Lineage: Eukaryota; Metazoa; Chordata; Aves; Trogoniformes; Trogonidae
Product: T-cell surface glycoprotein CD8 alpha chain-like
Exons: 3
Source: RefSeq, a predicted model, not a curated record
AUGGCCGGGUCUCCUGCGCUGCUCCUUCUGCUCGCUCUGGGGCUCUGCUGCCCUGGGAUCCAUGGCCAGAGGGACGAUGUGAUAGCCAGGUUUCGUGACAACAGCACAAAACAUGCCCAGCUGGGACAGCAGUUGGAGCUGGAAUGUGUGACUUUCAAGGAGCACAGUGGCGUGUUCUGGGUCCACCAGGACAAUUUUGGGACCAAUCACUUCAUUGUCUACAUCUAUUCCACAUCUUGGACCAUCUUUGAGGGGAAUAAGCAGACAUCAGCACGCUUCGAGGCAAGGAAAGUGGGGAGGACCUACCAGCUGACUGUGAAGUCUUUCACAUCGCAGGACGAGGGGAACUAUUUCUGCAUCGUGAACAGCAAACAAAUGCUGUACUUCAGCCAUGGCCAGCCUGUCUUCUGUCCAGACACCAGCAAGGAGAAAGAGCUGAGAAUCUUCUGUGACAUCCUCUGGGUUCCCUUGGUGGGCGCCUGCCUCCUGCUCCUCCUUGCCCAGGCAGCCACUGUCAUGCUGUGUCAAG